This is a messenger RNA of Penicillium salamii, 1008 nucleotides long. NCBI's taxonomy places the organism in Eukaryota, Fungi, Ascomycota, Eurotiomycetes, Eurotiales, Aspergillaceae. The record is from the annotation of a GenBank genome assembly.
AUGACAAAAGAUCAAAUUCCCACCACAACGGCACCUUCGCUGCCACACGACCCUUCGCAUGAAGAGCACCAAUAUCUUAACCUCAUCCGUACAAUCCUCUCAGAAGGCGAACACCGCCCCGACCGCACAGGAACUGGAACCAGAUCAAUCUUUGCUCCACCACAACUUCGAUUCUCCCUGUCAAAGCCUAACCCAGAAGGCGGCGACCGGAUCCCCAUCCUACCCCUCCUCACCACCAAGCGAGUCUUCCUCCGCGCAGUGCUUGCCGAGCUUCUGUGGUUCAUCUCUGGCUGUACAUCAUCGCUGCCCCUCUCCGAGGCCGGUAUCAAGAUUUGGGACGGCAAUGGCAGCCGUGAGUUCCUGGACAAGUCUGGUCUCGGCCACCGCGAAGAGGGUGACCUGGGCCCCGUGUAUGGCUUCCAAUGGCGCCAUUUCGGAGCCGAGUAUGUCGAUGCCAAAACAGACUAUACCGGCCAGGGCGUCGAUCAGCUGAAGGAGGUUGUCAAUAAGCUCAUUAACAACCCUUUCGACCGCCGUAUCAUCAUGAGCGCGUGGAACCCGGCUGAUUUGACUAAGAUGGCUCUUCCCCCUUGCCAUAUGUUCGCUCAAUUCUACGUUUCCUUCCCUCCCACUAUGAAGCUUGAUGAGAAGACCGGCCGUCCAACGGAGAAGGGUACCUUGUCUUGUGUGCUCUACCAGCGCUCCUGUGACAUGGGUCUUGGUGUUCCCUUCAACAUCGCUUCCUAUGCUCUUCUCACCCACAUUCUGGCCCACGCUGCUGAUCUGCACCCUGGCACUCUCAUUCACACUAUGGGUGAUGCUCACGUGUAUCUUGACCAUGUUGACGCACUUCACGAGCAGCUCACUCGGGAACCAACUGAGUUCCCUGAGCUGCGCAUCAAGCGUGAGGACCCGGGCAGUGCGGAGGUAGACGGCUGGAAGGAGGAAGAGUUUGAGGUCAUUGGCUAUAAGCCUCACAAGAUUAUCAAGAUGAAGAUGAGCGUCUAA